This is a messenger RNA of Fonsecaea monophora, 2046 nucleotides long. RefSeq lists its product as hypothetical. Gene Ontology annotation, molecular function: sequence-specific DNA binding; zinc ion binding. Lineage: Eukaryota; Fungi; Ascomycota; Eurotiomycetes; Chaetothyriales; Herpotrichiellaceae. The record is from RefSeq and is a predicted model, not a curated record. The transcript has 3 exons. Gene Ontology annotation, biological process: positive regulation of transcription by RNA polymerase II; DNA-templated transcription. The coding region runs from base 1 to 2046 and encodes 681 amino acids. Gene Ontology annotation, cellular component: nucleus.
AUGUCGCUUGUGCGGCUCAAGGCUCAGAAUCAGACCGUCGCCCAUUCCGAUAUUGAAUCCAUUCUCAAUACCUUGGAUAACUCGUACCCAGAGCCCUCAGAUGGCGGGGACUCCAGCGGCGACGACGACAGUGCCAGGUCAACUCGCUUAGGCAGCAUGAUGGGCAGAGCGGGCCGGUUCGUUCCUCUCUCACCCACCCAAACCACAUUCUAUGGCUCUUAUUCCGGAUACUCUUUCGUCUUCAAGACUCUAGAACUAUUCCGAAGAAUGCCUGACAGUGCUGCCUUGACCACCGAAACUCAGACCAUUACUACAGCCUUGUUCAACGCACCAGUACCGGAUGCUGAAGCAGGUACGCACUAUUCUUCGCAGUUCCAGAGCCUCCCAAGUCUAUCUAUCACGCUUGGCCUACUGGAUGUCGUUUUCACCAGAUGUAAUCCGUUGAUCCAGUUCGUGCACGAGGCCGACUUCCGGGACAUGGUCCAUCGUCUAUAUAGCGAGUCUGCCCUUCAAUUUGGUGCAUCCAGUCAUAAUUUCAUGCCGCUGUUUCACGGCAUCCUUGCAAUCGCUCUAUUGUUUGAUGUCCGAUCUCGCAAGAAACAUGGCUGCGAAGAUAUUGUGAACGAAGCUACGAGGCAUUUCCUUCUCGCUCGCAGAGAGCUUGAUGUUGCCCAGUGUGCCGAUCUCAUAUCAAUCCAGACAAUUCUAUGUCUCAUCUACUUUCUGGUGACAACAUCUCGUCUGACUUCUGCAUACACAUACCUUGGCAUUGCUUGUACUUCAGCCUUGAGGCUUGGCUUGCAUAAAGAUAUUGGGGCAGAUAUCACGAUAUCUGAAGUUCAACAAGAUGCCAGACUCAGAAUCAUGCUCGCAGUCCUGCAAUUCGACACCCUGGUCAGUAUCGUUCUAGACUUACCGACUCGCAUCAAUCCUGAUUGCAUCGACCCGGGUGUCGCGGCCUCGUUGAAGGCCGACUGUGCCAAACGGUCGACCAGUGCUCGUGAUGGUGACUCUGACACACAAGCAAAGCUCCUGGCUUCGGCGAAGCACUUGGAAUUGUUGGGCCUGACAGCCGCGGGGCUUCGAAGCAUAUUCAGUCGUGGCACACACAAGGGCAAGCGCACAACAGACCUGGUAUUUGACAACGUUGAUGCCGUCAAUAUGAGAGGCACAGAGGAUGCAUUCCGGAAGUGGACCAGAGCGCUGUCUUGCUUGCCUCAUACUCCUGAAAAGCGUGAAGUGUCGGAAAUCAUGAAAUUCGAGCUGGAAAUGGCAUUCUAUUUUGGCCAGUUCGUCCUCUACCAACCGUUUCUGCAUUACCUCAUACAGAUGGCCGACAGUGCGCCCAUCACGAGGACCCAAUCGCAGCACGCACUAUCAUGCAUCAAGAUUGCAGCCAUCACUAUUACUCGAGCUGAGGUGAUGCAUCAACGCGGUCUGCUGGCUCCGGCUUCUUGGAGUGUCAUCUACACGCUUUUCCAAGCAGUCAUGUGCCUCCUCUUCCUGAUAGCGACGCAUAAUGGCACAUCUCGACCUAGUGAGGCAUGGAAGAAGGGAGAGCUGGGCAUCAAGCUCCUAGCAACGAUGCGUUGUUACGAUAAUGGUGCCGUUCGGUGUUUAUGGAUCAUCAAGGUUGUUCCCACUGCUCCAUAUUCCAUGAUUCAUACGAAACUAACUUGUACAAAGAUGGUGAUUAAACAGCUCUCUCACACCGUGCAAUUUGAUGUUGACCGCAUCGUUGCGAGCACCGAAUGCGUAUGCCCCUGCUCGAGAUCCAGUUUGAUACCAACAGAAUCAUUGGAUCGCCUUCCAUUACGGGAUAGUUCAGACAUUAUUGCCGGAGCAAGUGGAUACGCGACACCGGAAACACCACACGAUGCACGUUCUUAUCCAUCGGUUUGGAAUCGACCAGGCAUGAAUCGUCUCCUGGCCAACAACCAGGACUCACCACGGCAUGAUGCAGACUUCAUUCUUGCAGAGGCGCAAGCUAUCUCCUUGACAUUACCUAUCGACAAUCUCGAGUUAUACACACCCGGAGAGGUCUGA